AUAUGUUGUAUGGAGAUAAGCCCUAAUAACAAACUUAAAAAAAAUUUCACUGAUAUAUUUUUACUCAUAAUGCAAUAUACUCGUCAGCAUCUCUUAAAAUAUUAAUUAUGGUUAUUACUAGUAAUGAUCCAUUGCAGGAUACAACCAAUUUUUUACAGACUGUUGCAUCUAGUAUGUUACAUUGGGCACGCCUAGUUAUUGGAGGACUUGCACUUCCCCUUGUUUUUCCUUGGCUGGUUUAUAAUUUAUAUAAGUCUCAUUUCAAACAUAAAAUCUUUCGAAACCGCUCUCUUGAAGAUAAAGUAGUUUUAAUAACUGGAGCAAGUUCUGGCAUAGGAGAAGCUCUUGCUCAUGCUUUUUAUAAAGCAGGGGCAAAAGUUAUACUUGCUGCAAGACGUAGAGAUGCUCUGGAGAAAGUUAAGGAGGAUUUAAUGUCAAUGUAUCCAUCUAAGCAUGAACCAACAGUUCUUACAUUAGAUCUUCACAAUCUGAAAGAAAUUCCUGCAAAAGCACAAGAAGCACUUAAUAUAUAUGGUUACAUUGAUAUCUUGGUAAAUAAUGGUGGCAUCAGUUCUCGAGGAGAAAUUACUGAUACAGCAUUAGAAGUUGAUCUAAGAGUUAUGGUUACAAACUAUUUUGGACCUGUAGCUCUGACGAAAGCAAUUCUGCCAUCCAUGCUGGAACGAGAUUCUGGAUUUAUAAUAGCAAUGAGCAGUGUACAAGGAAAAAUUGCUAUUCCAUUCAGGUCUUCAUAUGCAGCAUCUAAGCAUGCUACUCAAGCAUUUUUUGAUACUUUGAAGUCUGAACUCAGUCAUACAAAUGUUUGUGUUUGUGUAGUUAGUCCAGGUUAUGUACAGACAAAUCUUUCAUUAAAUGCUGUCACUGGUGAUGGUAGCAGAUAUGGUGAAAUGGAUCAAACUACAGCCACUGGAAUGGACCCAAAAGAAGUUGCUGAAAGUGUAGUUAUUGCAACUGCAUCGAAACAGACAGAGCUUAUUUUAGCUGGAAUUUUGCCAAAGAUUGCUAUACUUAUUAGGGUGUUAUGCCCUUGGCUGUAUUUUUAUAUCAUGGGCAGUCGAGCUCGCAGAAUACGAGCUGCUGAUAUGAUCAAAGAAGACUAACUGUGUUAUAUGUGUAUUAUAUGUACCAUUUGUGAUAUUUUAAAUGAAUUAUUUUGUAUUAUAAAUAUAUAUCUAUGUAAUAAAAACGAUGAUUUCCAAUCUGUAA
Messenger RNA from Stegodyphus dumicola, 1227 nucleotides. Its product is annotated as dehydrogenase/reductase SDR family protein 7-like. The record is from RefSeq and is a predicted model, not a curated record. NCBI's taxonomy places the organism in Eukaryota, Metazoa, Arthropoda, Arachnida, Araneae, Eresidae. Gene Ontology annotation, cellular component: membrane.